Molecule: messenger RNA, 861 nt
Organism: Dovyalis caffra
Lineage: Eukaryota; Viridiplantae; Streptophyta; Magnoliopsida; Malpighiales; Salicaceae
Source: the annotation of a GenBank genome assembly
AUGUUAAACAACGAUGGAGACGAUUCACCUGCCAAAUGCAGGGAGCGCCGAAGAAGGAGAAUCGAGAUGAGGCGUCUCGCCGCUAUCUCCACCACUGGUAAUUCUUCUCAGCCGACUGAUACUCAGACUCCAAAGGAGAAGAACCAGGCAGCGGCGACGGCAGAGAGCUCGAGUUCAACCACAGAAGGAAAGCGGGUUGUUGAGGUGGCGAGUGAAAUUCCGGCGGCGGAGCCUGUGUUUGGAAGCAUGUCAGUGUCGGGGAGGUCACGUGAGAUGGAGGAUGCGAUUUCUGUUCAGACCAGCUUUUGCCAGCCGGUGAUUAACCGCCGGAGGCCGGUGCAUUUGUUUGGUGUUUUUGACGGUCAUGGCGGUCAUCACGUGGCAGCAUUAUGCAGGGAACGGAUGCACGUGUUAAUAGAGGAAGAACUGGCACGCGUGGACUCAACGCCGCCGCUUGCGAGUGGGGAUUUUGGGCCGGAAUGGGAGGAAAUGUGGAGGGGAGUGAUGAAGAGGAGCUAUGUGAGGAUGGAUGAGGUGGCGAUGGGCAUGUGUGCAUGUGGGAGUGAGGGGUUCCAAUGUGGGUGCCACCCUAUGCAGAUGGUGCUUGGCGGGUCUACCGCGGUGGUGGCUGUGCUAACCCCGGAGCAUAUAAUUGUUGCUAAUUGUGGUGACUCACGCGCCGUCCUAUCACGUGGCCGGAGGACCAUUCCCCUUACUGUGGAUCAUAAGCCGGAUAGGCCAGACGAGCUUGCAAGAAUUGAAGCUGUAGGAGGCCGAGUGAUCUUCCUGAAUGGAGCUCGAGUUGAAGGCAUUCUUGCUAUGUCUCGAGCAAUAGGUCAAACCAUGGAGCUGCCAAGGUGA